UAUUUAAGAAAUUCAUUUAACUUCGUCUGCAAGUGCUCUCUCAAACAAUCUAAAACCAGCUUCUCACUCCAUCGCUUCCUAUCAAACUCUCUUCUCUCUCAGUCACUUUGAGUUCUGAAACAAAACAAGGCAUGGCUGCAGCAGCUGUGGGACAAGCUUUGCUCUCUGCUUCUGUCCAGACCUUACUGGAUAGGAUCACCUCGAGCGAGUUUCGAGAUUUCAUGAACAACAGAAAGCUGAAUGUCUCUCUCAUGGAUGAGAUGAAGAUUACUCUGUUGAUGCUCGAUGCUGUCCUCAACGACGCAGAAGAGAAGAUGAUCACAAACCAUGUAGUCAAGGAGUGGCUUGAAGAGUUGAAAGAUGCUGUCUAUGAUGCUGAGGAUUUACCGGAUGAGAUCAACACUGAGUCUCUCAGAUCCAAGGCUAGAAGCAACAUGCCGAAGGCUCGAACACUUUGCCAAGCAGAAGGAUAUCAUUGGUUUGCAAAGUGUUAGCAUGGGAGUGCAUAAAACACCUUCAACUUCAUUGGUAAAUGAAUCCGAUGUGGUUGGUAGAGAG
This is a messenger RNA of Prosopis cineraria, 558 nucleotides long. Its product is annotated as putative disease resistance RPP13-like protein 1. NCBI's taxonomy places the organism in Eukaryota, Viridiplantae, Streptophyta, Magnoliopsida, Fabales, Fabaceae. The coding region runs from base 132 to 494 and encodes 120 amino acids. The record is from RefSeq and is a predicted model, not a curated record. The transcript is spliced from 2 exons.